Messenger RNA from Colletotrichum navitas, 1130 nucleotides. RefSeq lists its product as uncharacterized. The transcript has a single exon. NCBI's taxonomy places the organism in Eukaryota, Fungi, Ascomycota, Sordariomycetes, Glomerellales, Glomerellaceae. The coding region runs from base 52 to 822 and encodes 256 amino acids. The record is from RefSeq and is a predicted model, not a curated record.
GUCCCCUGCCCUACUACGCUACUAGUUUACACAUGCCUGGUAGAGUUUACCAUGGUGUACACGUAUGCCUGCGCGGUGCGCUACGGCCCUUCCCCCCGGUGCUGGGAGGAGCUUAUUGCCACUGUAAAGGGACCGCUGGAACGAACCCAACGUCGGAUCCACCGGCGGCCCCUUUUCCCCGGUGACAUGAGACUUUGGGAAGCGAAAACACAGAGAGACAAACACCUUGGGAUAUUGACUCACCGGCUCACCGGGGGACGUUACCAUGUAUAUUUCUGUAAAAUUGGGCUUCCUUUCGGUCUUGCAACUGCCGGGGGACGCAUCGUCCCCCCCUUUCCCCCCCAUCUCCAAGGAGCCCAGCCUAACCUGACCUUUGGGAAAAGGUUGAUUUCUCUGCCGGGACCGUCCACCGGACCGAAUCCAGCAUCUGAGUGGCACGUCGUUGUCUCGGUGAAGCCUCACCGGCGUGGAUCCCAUCUCAUUUUCCGCCCUGCAAGCAUGGAGACCCUGUUGUCGAGGUACAACACGUAUCCCGGCCAGGAACCACAACUCAUCAUCUCGAGUGUCCCCAUCUUGGGACAUCGAGGCUCCCCUUCUAGAACAUCCGCAUACGUGCCGGUUGGCCGGAACAAUCUACCUGUAUACUCCGUACACUACACUACAUACCCAAACUACAGGUUCGCAUUCACCCCUGGAGACAUCCCCACCCUGCCCUGGAGCUUCAAGAACCUGCGCUGCGGUGUUACCGACUGCCAGGCCCGAUGCCAUACCCGUGCUCGUCUCCCGUCGUCCCCGGCGAGGCUUGCUAGCAUGGACUCCUGAGACCCAGUCCCUUCGCGCAUUGUGCCCGUACUGUAGUACUUUGUAGUUUAUAUGCAGUACCGGCUCCCGAGCCCGACCCUGCCUGUUGGAAAUGUGACAGAUCACAUGUUCCAGGGGUAUUCAGAUUUCAGGGUACACAUCGCUGUUCAGAGAUUAGUCAAACCAUCCCACUGGUACGACUGCACGACGGGGAAGACGCCCGGCCGACGGGGAAGCAAAAAGGAGGAAGAUGGGGGUGAACGAGACAACAUCCAUGGAGGGGGUAGGGGGGUGGGCGACUCGCUCACUCACUCACACGAAGAGAGAUG